This is a messenger RNA of Leptosomus discolor (cuckoo roller), 1372 nucleotides long. The record is from RefSeq and is a predicted model, not a curated record. NCBI's taxonomy places the organism in Eukaryota, Metazoa, Chordata, Aves, Leptosomiformes, Leptosomidae.
AUGCCCCGCCACGUCUCCCAUCUGCAGAACUCAAAGAGCAGCACCGUGGCAUUACCACGUUUCGCCAUAGCAAAGUCAUGCCUCUACCCUGGAGAGCCGACCAACGGCAGACUCGUCCUAGCAGAAAGGUUCACUUUUGGUUCAACAGUAAACUUCGUCUGCAACACUGGGUACAGACUGGUUGGAAAUUCUCAAAUUCAAUGUGUGAUUAGAGAUGGUGGUGUUAGCUGGGACAGAGAUGUUCCCAUCUGUGAGCCAAUACCAUGUUCACCCCCUCCAGCAAUAGCUAAUGGAGACCACAGCGGAGCCGACAAAGAGCUCUUUGAAUACGGUACGUCUGUCACUUACUGGUGCCACACCGCCCCGAGGGGAGAGAGACCUUUCUCGCUGGUGGGAGAUGCCUCUAUUUUCUGUACGACCACAGAUAACGUAAACGGUGUCUGGAGCAAACCAGCCCCGGAGUGCAAAGUGGUUAGCUGUGAGUACCCGCGAGUGGAGAACGGGAAGCUGCUGAGCGGGCACCGGGCUGAGUACACCUACAGUGACAGAGUCGUGUUCAACUGCAACUUCCGCUACGCCCUGAACGGCAGCGACACGUCCACGUGCGGAGAGAACGGCCUCUGGGACCCUCCGCUGCCGCUCUGUCAGCGCAGUAGCUGUGACGACCCUCCAGACGUGCGUAAUGCUGUUAAAGCAAAACUUGCUGGCAAUCUGUUCCCUGCGGAGACUGUCAUUACCUACGAGUGCAGGGAGGGCCACCAGUUCAGCCCGGGAGAAACCACCCGGCACGUGAAGUGUCUGCCAGAUUUUACGUGGACCGAAACUCCACAUCCUUGCGAGAGAAUUCGUUGCCCAAAUCCAGACGUCAGGAAUGGAAAGCCUUUACAUUUUUGGGGAAAGAAAGACUAUUAUGCGUAUGGAGACAGACUGGAAAUUAAGUGUGACGACGGGCAUGUUCUCAAAGGUCAUAGUGGUGACAUGGUGCUUCGGUGUACAAGUGAUGGUAGUUGGGACCCAGCAGUACCGGAGUGCACUCCAGAACCUCGUUGCCCAAGGCCAGAUACUGCUCAUGGAAGAGAGGUUUACAAAAGCAAAAAUGACUACACAGCUGGUACGCAGCUGAGGCUGGCGUGUGAUCCGGGCUACAUCCUCAGGGGCCAGGACUUGACCGAGUGUCAGGCUAAUGCCAGCUGGGCUCCCCCGUUGCCGUUCUGUGAAAAAGCCUGCGGCCCCCCUCCCCAAGUCACCCACGGGCAGCACUCUGGCUUUGGGCAGGAGCAGUUCCCCUACGGCACAGAGGUGACGUACCGCUGUGCAGAGGGUCUGUCCCUCAUUGGGGACACAUCCAUCUACUGCACCUCCGACGACGGGG